CAAAGUUUUUUCUACCACUUGACUUCCGGAAACGAAUUCGUUGUCGUUGUAUGUUCGUUUCGUCGAAGUAGCAAACUUAAAACGUGGUUGUUAGUAUUUAUGCUGGUGCGAGGUGCUACAAAUAAACAAACCAACGAAACUCCACGUAUUUUCCACCGAUGCUGGAUAUCGAAAAUAUGAUGCAGUUUUCCCCGAAAUGAGUGAGUUUUGACGUGGCUAACCCUUUAGCUUUUGAAGCUAACUCGACCUAGUUGGGAGAAAAGUUCGCGACAUUUACCACAUCAAUACAGCUGAAGAGACUGCGUACGCAGCUUGACUGUGACGGAACUACGACUCUGGAGUUGUAAACAGCGGACGAAAUCAUGGGUUCUUCAAAGAAACACAAGGAAAAGAGUCGCGAUAAGGACGCAGAAGAGCGCCGUCGUGAACAUAAGAAGCAUCGGCACAAAGAACGAGAGAGAGACAGAGAUGCCUCAGAUCGGGAUGGAACUCGAGAAAAACGAAAACGCUCCAGGUCCAGGGAAAGGAGCAGACGGGAUAGUCGCAGCAAAGGGGAAAAAAGCAGUGGCGAGACUCGUAUAAAGAGGGAGAAAUUGGAUCCUGGCUAUGAGGAAGGCAGUGCAGAAAUACAGCCUCAGAGUGCAAGUGGAGAUGCUUCCCUCAGCGUCGAGGAAACGAACAAACUCCGAGCCAAGCUGGGUUUAAAGCCUCUGGAACUCAAUGAGAACAAGAAAGAACUUGGAACCAAAGAGGAGCCACUGGUGGCUGAGACCAUCAACCCUGUUCUCAUCCAGCAGCAGAAAGAGAUGAGGGAGAAGCUUGCAGCUAUGAAAGAAAAACGUCUCCUCAAUCAGAAACUGGGCAAAGUCAAAAACCUUGCAGAUGAUGAUUGGCUCGAUGACACAGCCGCUUGGAUUGAAAGAAGCAGAAAGCUGGCACAAGAGAAAGAAAUGGCAGAGAAAAGAGCCAAACUUCUGGAAGAGAUGGAUGAGGAGUUUGGUGUCAGCAAUCUGGUUGAAGAGGAGUUUGCUCAAAGUAAAUUGGAUUCUUAUUCUUCACGGGAUCUCAAAGGCCUCAAAGUGCAGCACAAGGUUGAUUCCUUCAAGGAGGGCCACACUGUCAUUCUGACCCUGCAAGACAAAGGUGUCCUGGAAGAAGAGGAGGAUGUGCUUGUGAACGUGGGACUGGUGGACAAGGAAAAAGCAGAAAAGAAUGUGGAGUUGAAAAAGAAAAAGCCUGACUACAAGCCCUACGAAGAAGAGGAGAGUGUGGAUGACAUGGUCACCUUUAAGCCCCGCACUGUACUUUCAAAAUACGAUGAAGAAAUUGAAGGUGAAAAGAAAAAGAGCUUUCGUUUGAGCACAUGGGGAUUUGCUGAUGGGGAGCGAGAACGGGAGCUGCAGGCUAUGAAAGAAACGCUGCAAAACCAGGCCCAGUCUUUGGAAAUGCCUGCUCUUGCUAUCGCUUCGGAGUAUUACACGCCUCAGGAAAUGGUUGGCUUUAAAAAGACAAAACGCCGUGUGAAGAAAAUCAGGAAGAAGGAGAAGCAGACAAUUGCAGAUGAGCUCCUUGAUGACACUCGCAGCUCUGACUUUGGCUCCCGAGCACGAGGUCGGGGCCGCAAACAGGACAACGAAGAGGAGAAUACAGGCAAGGGCGAGCGUUGGCCACAUGAAAUCCCCCAAAUGUCUGAUGACAUCAGGACGGCAGAAAUGGAAAUGAGUGAUGAAGAAAACUUCACGCCUCCUGAGCCAGCUGUAAUUGAGGAGGAUGAGGCAGAGCAGGAGCUGCAGAAACAACUGGAGAAACAGAGGAAGCUGAGGCAGAAGCAGCUUCUCAAAGACUCCGGGGAGAAGGUGGCAGAGCAGAUCAGACGGUUUGUUAAAGGCGGUGACGAAAAUGAUCCUGACAAGAGGAAUAACAUUGUCUUCAAUGCCACCUCUGAGUUCUGCAGAACUCUGGGUGAUAUUCCAACGUAUGGACUGUCUGGAAACAGGGAAGACCAGGAGGAUAUCAUGGACUUUGAACAGGAAGAAGAGAAAGAUGAUGCUGGAGAUUCAGACUCCGAAAUGGAUGAAAAUAUUGGGUGGAGCACAGUUAACCUGGAUGAGGAGCAAAAUCAUGCUGAAUUUUCCACAGCCUCUGCCACUAUCCUGGAUGAGGAACCCAUCGUGAACUCUGGCCUUGCUGCUGCUUUACUGCUGUGCAAAAAUAAAGGGCUGCUGGACACGCAAAUGCAAAAGGUGGCUCGUGUCAAAGCAACAAAGGGGUCCCUGCCUAAUGACAACUACUGCAUCGAGGACAAGAUGGGCUUUGAUGAUAAGUACAGUCGCCGGGAAGAAUACAGAGGCUUCACGCAGGAUUUCAAGGAAAAGGAUGGAUAUAAACCCGACGUCAAAAUUGAGUAUGUGGAUGAGUCUGGGCGCAGACUCACCCCAAAAGAGGCAUUCAGGCAGCUUUCGCAUCGUUUCCACGGCAAAGGUUCUGGAAAGAUGAAAACUGAAAGGAGGAUGAAAAAGCUGGAGGAGGAAGCGCUGCUGAAGAAGAUGAGCAGCAGCGAUACACCUCUGGGGACGGUGGCUUUGCUUCAAGAGAAACAGAAAUCUCAGAAAACGCCGUACAUCGUCCUCAGUGGCAGUGGGAAGAGCAUGAAUGCAAACACCAUCACUAAAUAAAUAUGUAGGGGAAAAUGAUUAUUGUUGUAGCUCUUUUGAGAUUAUUGCUAGUUUAUGGUCUUGCUUCAGUGUUGAUAUAACAAUAGUAUAAGAAAAUCAGUACAGGUGUAAACUAUUUCAUUUGUCUUGUGAAUUUCCUAAAAGAACAAUAAUUUAAACCACAAAUUGUUUUUGAAACUUUUUUUUUCUGCUAAAAUAUGAUUAAUGGAUUCAGUUAUUAUUGGAGGUGAAUUUUUGAACAAUAUAUGGGCAAUUUUUACAAAUCAGAUAAAGGAAAAAAAUUUCUGGUCACAAAACUAAAACAGGAUAACUUGCAUCAUUGCACCUUUAAGCUCAAACAAGAACAACGUUAAAAAAUGGGAUGCAAGCAUGUUUUUCAAAAGGUCAUUAGAAAUUUUAAAUGCUGAUCAGUUUCUGUUUUAUGUCACCUGCUCUUUGUGAUUAAUUUUCUGCCUCAGAUAAUAUACGAGUGAGAGUUGUUUCAUAUUUGACCUUAAACUGGGAACUGAAAUCUUUGUAAAACCACCCUAGGUAAAACUGGAGAGCCUGGAUCAUUCACUGAAACAGCUGUUAGGAUAAUAUCGUUUGAUCUGUCUUUAAAUUCUGAAUAAAUAAAGUGCAUCUGUUGAUGA
Nothobranchius furzeri (turquoise killifish) is the source of this 3307-nucleotide messenger RNA. It is a transcript of the gene sart1, whose product is annotated as spliceosome associated factor 1, recruiter of U4/U6.U5 tri-snRNP. NCBI's taxonomy places the organism in Eukaryota, Metazoa, Chordata, Actinopteri, Cyprinodontiformes, Nothobranchiidae. Gene Ontology annotation, biological process: maturation of 5S rRNA; mRNA cis splicing, via spliceosome. The record is from RefSeq and is a predicted model, not a curated record. Gene Ontology annotation, cellular component: U4/U6 x U5 tri-snRNP complex.